UUUUCACAAAGUUUAUCAGGUCAAAAGUCAGCAAUAGUAAAACUAAAAAUUCAACAGAAAAAAAACUUUAUAACAAUGUCUGGUAUUGGAAUAGAUUUCGGUAAUGAGAACUGCCGUGUCGCAACAACACGAUGUGGUGGCAUUGAGAUGCUGCUUAACGAUUACAAUCUCCGGAGCACUCCUUCAUAUGUGGCUUUUAAUGAUAAGAAACGUAUUAUUGGCGUUGCUGCCAAAUAUCAGCAAAUAACAAACAUUAAAAACACUGUUUCCGGAAUUAAGAUUUUCCUUGGACGUAUUAUAGAGGAUCCAUAUGUUCGGACAGAACUUAGACGUAUUCCAGUGCAUGUAACUGAAUUAGGUGACGGAAGAAUUGCAUUUUCUGUGCAGUUUUUGAAUCAAAGUAAAUGCUUUGGACUUGAAUCUUUGACGAGUAUGUUGUUUACCAAACUGAAGCAGAUAUCACAAGCUUCUUUAAAAUCCAAAGUCAAAACUUGCGUAAUAUCCUGUCCGACGUUUUUUACAAAUGUCGAGCGUCUUAUCCUACUGGACGCAGCUCGCAUUGCUGGUCUUAAAGUUUUACGCCUGAUAAAUGAGACAACAGCAACAGCUUUGGCAUACGGUUUUUAUAGGAAUGACAUGUUUACUGAGAAGCCUCAUAAUGUGAUAUUCGUUGAUUUUGGUCAUUCGUCCCUGCAGGUGAGUGCCUGUUGCUUUACCAAGGAUAAUUUAAAAAUGCUCGCCAGUGCUUGGGAUCAAAUUGGUGGUCGUGACUUUGAUAAAGCCCUUGCCGAUCAUUUUUGCAUUUCCAUGCAAGGACGGGCUCCAGGGCGUUUUAAAAUCAAUCCAAAGUCAAAUGCUCGUGCCUAUUUACGUUUAUUGACUGCAGUGGAGAAAUUAAAAAAGGAAAUGUCUAUCACUACCACUAAAUUGCCAUUAAAUAUUGACAAUGAUGACAUGGAUAUCGGCGCUUCCAUGCAACAAAGUGAAAUGAAACAAAUUUGUGCAAAAAUUUUGCAGCGCGUUGAACAGACAUUUAGGCGACUGCUUAAAGAAUCAAGACUGCAACUAAACCAAAUAUCUGCAUUAGAAUUAGUUGGGGGCAGCUCACGCAUUCCAGCUGUAAAGCUUAUAGCUGAAAAGGUUUUUAAAAUCUCUGCUACCACUAGGUUAAAUCAAGACGAAGCUGUCUCACGUGGUGCUGCUAUACAGUGCGCCAUGUUAUGCCCAACUGUUAGGGUCCGACAAUUUUCCAUUACGGAUACUUUAAACUUUGAUGUGUAUUUGUUAUGGAACGAUGGCUUAUCUUCUGGAAAAAUUCCCGUUUUUGACAAGUUUCAUGAAUCACCAUUUACUCGUUCGGUUACCAUCAAGUGUAGGAUACCAUUCACUGUCUGUUUGACAUAUGCGGAUCGAAAUAUGGGGGUCUUUACAUUUGGAGAUCAUGUUGAAAACAAUGAAGUAAAAGUAAUUCAACUUAAAAUCGUAAUUAAUUCCGAUAAUAUAGUAACUGUGGUCUCAGCAUCCGUUCUGCAAAUGACAGUAUUUUCAACUGAGAAAAUAGCAAUAAAAUUAACAACAAAGUCAUUUGGAAACAAUUCGAUCCUAUUGAAAUUAUGGAAACGACGAGAAGCCGAAAUGAUGGCCAUAGAUCGCAAGGAAACAAAACGCAUUAAUGCACAAAAUAAUUUAGAAAGAUUUAUCUACGAAAUGCGUAGAAAGUUGCAAGAUGGUUCCUUGGAAAAAUAUGUUCAAAAAUUUAAACGUCAAUGGAUUAUGUUGCAGCUGAAUUUAGCCGAAGAAUGGCUCUAUAAGGACGGCAAUAAUUGUGAAUAUGAAUCUUAUAUGAAGUGUCUGCAUAAAUUGAAGAAGCAUAUUACUCCAAUUAAGCGGCGUGCCGUAAAUUAUGAGGAAUGCCCUGCAAUUUUUAAUUAUAUUAAAAAUAGCAUAUUUCUUACCCAACAAGCCGUGGCCGAUUUCCAUAUGGGUUUGCCGAAAUACAACCAUGUGAAGGCAGAUGACUUGCUACAUAUUGUUCAAGUCACAGAGAAUAAAAAUAAAUGGUUAAUAGAAAUAAUGAAUGACUUCUUCCAAACGCCACGCACUGUAGAUUGUUCUAUUCGGUUGGCUAAUUUGCAGAAGGAAUCUGAAUUAUUGAAUCGCCUAAUCGAUUCCGUGCUAAAGCCCCAAAAAUAUUGCAUCAAGAAAUGGUUACCGUCUAUAUGCGCUGCUCCUAGCGCUACCCAGAAGAUCUAAAAUCGAGCAUAAAUCAUUUAUUUUGUUUAUACAACAUACCUGAAUUUUUAGUUUAUUUGUUUAAUGCUAUAAUAAAAUAACUCAUUUCCACAACAAA
This is a messenger RNA of Drosophila willistoni, 2350 nucleotides long. Its product is annotated as heat shock 70 kDa protein 4L. The transcript has a single exon. Lineage: Eukaryota; Metazoa; Arthropoda; Insecta; Diptera; Drosophilidae. Gene Ontology annotation, cellular component: nucleus; cytosol. Gene Ontology annotation, molecular function: ATP binding; ATP-dependent protein folding chaperone. The coding region runs from base 76 to 2253 and encodes 725 amino acids. Gene Ontology annotation, biological process: protein folding. The record is from RefSeq and is a predicted model, not a curated record.